CCGUUGUGGUGGUACUUCACGUCACUCGUUGGCUGACAUUUGAAGGUUAGGGUUUUGUUGUCAAAGUGUCCAAAUCGAAAGUGAUUGUUUACAUAUCCAAUAGAAUUUAAUUUUCUGUGCUCUCGUUGUUGAUGAAGUUUGUUUAAGCAGUCCAUCUGAGUCAAAUGUCAUUAUGCCAGUCGAGUGUCAUGAAAUUGUGUUAAUAGUUGUCUUCCUUAGAUUAUCUUCUGUGCACCCUCAGCAUCUGUGAUAAUUUUGAUUUGGGAGGCUUAAUUUGUCUCUAGAGCACACAAUGGAGCCUGAAACAAAUUUGAGAGAUGAUCGGCCCACAUCUUUAAAUCUAGAGCAAGAAACGGUUAGACCCAACAAACCAUUGGUUGCUCCUCGAGUAUUGACUGGUCCUGCCAGUUCUUAUAAUCAGGGUGCAAUAGACUGGGGGAGGAAUGGACUUCUAGCAUAUGGUUGUCAAUAUACAGUUGUUAUUGUUGACACCAAAAAUGUGCAGCCAAUACAGUCCCUUGAUAAACAUAAAUCCAUGGUGAAUAGAGUGCUAUGGGGUGCAGGCCGCCACAAAAAACUGGUUUCAAGCGAUAGUAAUGGACAUAUUGUGGUGUGGAAUAUCCCGUCUGGGAAAAGUAAAUUUGUUCUUCAAGACAGCAAGAGUCCAGCAACAUGUAUGGCAUGGUUAACAGGAUAUGACGAGGGAAAUCACUUGCUAUUGACAUUGCAUCCUCCAUAUGCCCUUGUUUUGUGGGAUACCCUUUCCGGAACCAAACUUUGGAAGAAGACUUACACCGAAUCCUUGGUGGCUUUUGAUUUAAACCCAUUUGAAGCCAACAAGAUUGCCUUUCAGUGCACCGAUUGCAUUCUGUUUGUGUCUGACCUCUCCCCAUCAAAAAUGCCUUCCUCCAAUGGACGUAAAUUUUAUAUAUCAUCACCCAAACAGAAUUCUAAUUCUCGAUCAACUAGCUCUGGAAGCCUGAUGUUUGGAAAUGCAAGUGAAGAGAAACAUGGCACACGAGAUCGGUUACGAAGGCUUAUGCGUGAUCUAGUUGUUGGAGAAGUGAAGCCAAAGGCUGACGAGUCUGUCCCAGUGGCUGAGUGUUUACAAGUCAUUCACCACCAAGCCAUUCGAAACCUUCUUCUUCUCGUUUAUCCCUCUGAAAUUCUGAUACUUGACUUGCACAUCAACCACACUGUAGGCCUUAUCCCUCUUGAAAGGUCCACAUCCCCACUUUUGCAGGUUGUAUCCGCAAGACAGCGCAAUGUGUUAUACUGCUUGCAUGAAUCAGGAAGUGUGUCUGUCAGAUUCCAUCGUCAACAGCCACAGUUUUUGGCAUCACCAUUGGAUGCCCAUGGCUCUUCUAGUAGUUUGGCUGACAAUGUAGCGAUGGGUGGGGAUUCCUAUUUAGAAAUGGCAUACGAACAAAAAUGCCAGAGUGAAGUUAUCAGGCAAACUAAAGGAUCCAAAAUUAUUGGCAUUGCUGUCAGUCGAAUGUGUGAGAAACGUAUUGCCUUGUUUAUCAACACUGGCAAAAUAGUCUUUCUGGAACUUCAAUCAUCAAAUGUGGGGGCUGCCUGGUAUGCCAAUUUGAUCUCCCACUCUACGGGCUUUCAUAUCAAUUGGCCCAAAGAGACAUUAUCUGAUCUGGUGCCACCGCUCAACAGUGAUGCUGUUGUUGGUCCAGUUCGCCUUCUUUUGAUGGGCUUGCUCCACUCCAUAACCAGCCCAUUAACAGCUGUCAAAAUGUGCCCAUUGUCUCCAUGCAAGAUUAAACAAAUCAGCCUUAACCUGCAAGGUCCUCUUUUGGCGGCAGGCACAUCAAAUGGACUAGUUCAAAUAAUUAAUGUUGCAACUGGAACUGUAGAGAAGGAAGUUGCAGUCAGUUCUUACCCAAUCAGAGGUAUAGAGUGGGUUAACCACAAUUCUAUUUUGACUUGGAGUUAUCCAAACUCUAGCCCAAGCAGUAAUUUGGUUCGAAACGAACUACGAUUGACUAAUAUUCUGACUGGAUAUGUACAACAAGUGCGUCAGGACAGGGGUGAUGAGGCCCCUGUUGAAAUUGUUCGAGUUUCACCAUUGAGGUGUUAUUUUGCUGUUGUCCAAAAGGAUGCAACCGUAGAGGUGUGGGACAUGCAAACACUUCACUUGUUGUGGACUUUGAGCAAAAAGUUUUCUGGAAUUACAGCACUGGAAUGGAUGAGUCCCUACUACAAAAGAGGAGCAAAAAAGAGAGACAAGGAAGCAAGAAGAUCUAGUCAGAGUUCUGUUCCAAGCACCCCUACCCCUGUCUCGGAUGAAGCAAGUGCUUUUGGUUCGGCCCAUCUUGAUGUUGUACAAGAGACAGAUGCGGAGUCAGCAAGGCAGAGUGAAGUUGUUAGUGAGCAAUUUGCACUUGCUGACACUGAAUGUAACUUUUAUUACUAUAUUGUGGAAGGAAAUGUUGCCAGAGACAGUAUUAAAGUACUGCAAGAGCCUGGAAAGGCUCAAAUCUCAUGCUUGACUCACAAGGGUGAGCAGAUCGUCCAAGGUGAUGUGGAGGGAAAUCUCCACAUAUUUUAUCUGAAGGCCAAGAAAUACUCUGUUAUUGCUACAGGGAGAGGGGCCAUCAAGAAAAUUGGUUUUGCUCCCGGAGAAACCACUAUGAAAUUAUUGGUUCUCUACAAUGACGGUGUUAUGCUUCUACAUCUGAAUGAAAGCCUCAAACGAGUAGAACUAAAAUGUCCACGGGAUAUGGUUUCAAUAGUUGACAUUGACUGGGCAAGUGAGGACUGUCCUCUCCUUGUGAGUCAAGAUGGGUGCAUUCGAAUCAUGGACUCCAGUCUGAAAGAGUGCUCUUCAUCCAUAAAUGAGUAUGAGUUUCAUGAUCGCAUCUAUUGUGUGGCUCUCCUUCCCAAGAAUGUGCGUACUAAUUUGGAGAUAACACUUGUUACCCGAUACUGGGAAAAGGAUACUGAAGCUAGCAUGGUGGAUGCUCCAAAGCCUUGGCAGUCUUUCACAACAGAAGAUGGAUUUACAGAGCUAGAAAUUAAAGCAAUUGGUGACCAAUUACGACAAAUAGAUCCCGCUGCUCUCUCUCUUCUUUCUGCCCAAGAGGGUAUGAUGGGUGUUGCAGAGCGAAGUCUUUUAGUGGCAAGAUUAUUUGGAGAGCAAUUUGAUGUUGACUUUUGGACUGUGGCCCUGUAUUAUUUGCGGGUUGCUCAAGCAGAGCAAAAACAAAGGCUGAGUGAAUCAGAUUUUUCACUUUGUGAUUUCAAUAAUCUCACUUUUGAUUCACCAUCUUCAACAAGCUCUAAGACUCCAAAAAUUAGAGCAAAUAUUCUGCCUCUUGAUUCACACUAUGACUAUCUCUGUGAUUCAUACACAUAUAAGAGACAGCAAAUGGACCGGGUGAUUGCAUAUGAAAGUAAAAGAGGUGAUGAAGAACACACAAAGAAAGUCAUUCAGGAACUCAUAUUACUUGGAGAGACUGAUCGAGCUGUCCAGCUUUUGCUUGAAACAGAACUCGAAAAUCCAAACUACUAUACAGAUGCCAUCAAAGCUUGUCUUGUUGCCACAAUCCAAUCAACAGGUGCUGCUCAAAGCACUAUCAAGCUUGUGGCAACAAAUCUGAUUGCAAAUGGAAACAUUUGGGAAGGAGUUCAGCUGCUGUGCUUGAUAGGCAAGGGGUUGGAUGCCUGCAGGUACCUUCUGUCAUACAAUCUCUGGGACUCAGCUGUGUGGUUAGCAAAAUCUGUUCUUCCUCCAGCAGAAAUGCAUGAAGUUAUGAGGAAGUAUGCUGAUCAUCUUUUUGCUACCGGACACAGAAAUGAAGCUAUUCUAGUCAUACUUUCAAUGAGCAGUUUUGAGCGAGUACUUGAAACUUUAGGUGGCUUCCGUCUUCAUAAACAUGCUGGCCUAUUUCUCCAAGCAUGCCGUGAAUUUGGUCUUCUUCCUCAGAGGAAAUAUAUGGAAGCUGCAUCACCUCAGACUUCUCUUCUCACUGCGGUAGAGCUCGAUUUUGCACGGUGUCUCUUCGACUCUGGGAAUCACCGGGCUGCCCUCCUGCUUUGCAAGCGCCUUGGCGACAGUGGGAAUGAGUUACGAAGAGAGUUUGAGAUACUUGCGGAAGAGACCAUGUAGCACAGGUUUUUAAUAGAAGUGAAUCCCCUCUGGUUUGAGUGAUUCACUUCCCUGUGAACCUCACUAGCACCUCAAUUCAGUCGGUUGUCACCGGGAUGUGUAAGGGAAAGCAUUGAAAUAUUGUAAUUGAGCAUCUCACAGUGUCUACCCAGUUACAAAUUUGAUCUUGAGCCCCAUUACUUUUGGUAAGGGCUUCUAUUGAGGUGUUAAAAAUUCACAUUUCCCCAACUGAUAUGGAACUUUUAGGAAGUGGGAUUUUGAGUGAGGAACACAGGAUUCAACAGUGUUUGGUUCCACUGUUGACCUCUGCAGUAUAUAUACUGUAAACUGAAGAUUUUUUUUCCAAAUCAAUUUGUGACAAGUACAUGGUUUUAGAUUUGCAUAGAAGGCAUGACAAGUGGUGAGAAAGUGUGCAGUUCUAAGGCUGUGCUGAAAAUUAUAUGUUGUUAUUGCUUAUAUUGCUUUUAUUUCAAAGCUACUGUUGUUUGAAUUAUUUUGUUCUGUUAGAUGGAAUAUGAUUCAUGACGUUUUGUAAGUAUUUAUAUCAGAAUUUUAUUGCCAAGAAUUGUAAACUAACUACCUGUGAUCAUUGUAAUAAAGUCACUGUAGGUAUGUCAAUUUUAGUGUACUUAUUUCUAAGAUUGUUGCAUUCCUAUAUAAGAGAGAACUGCUAUGUUUGUGAUAGUCAGAAAAUUAGUCAAAGUGCUGCCAUGUUCUCAUUUGUUUUGUGAUAUACUUUUGUUUAGGCAUUGUGACAAUUGCAAGCGGUUUGAUUAAAUGUUUUCCUUUCAUAUGUAUUUAUAUAAUAUAAUAAUAUAUAAUUCGCUGUUGUUGUUGUUUUUUUAAGUGUGUGUGCUUGACAGCACAACAUAUAUGAAGUACCCAUAAAAUCAUUCGCCCUUAUGCUUUUACCCAUUUUACUGCUAAAAUUGUCUAUUCUGAUAAUUUCAUUUAUAUUAUGCACAUCUAUUCUUAAUACCCAAUUUGUAUAUGUAUUUAACUUUGUGAGUUAAGGCUGCUAUAAACCUUUGUCUGGAACACACAGCGCUGUUCUCAAGUAAAGCCUAAUGCAAAAGGUGGACUGUUUGUUGCUGCGUCAACAUGCCAACUGCUUGUGUUCUAUAUUUUGUUACUUGUUAAAAUUAGCUCUAGCAAGGCACAAACAACUUUAUAUAAGGCUAUGCAUUGUUUUGUACUAAAGAUAAUUUCAUACUAAACUGGGCUCAAAUCUGUAAGUAACUGCUGUAAAAAUAAAUCGUCCGUUUAAGUAGAAAGGUGA
Molecule: messenger RNA, 5402 nt
Organism: Thrips palmi
Lineage: Eukaryota; Metazoa; Arthropoda; Insecta; Thysanoptera; Thripidae
Product: WD repeat-containing protein 11-like
Exons: 24
Coding region: 293-4123 (1276 amino acids)
Cellular component (GO): cytoplasm
Molecular function (GO): protein binding
Source: RefSeq, a predicted model, not a curated record